AUGCACGUGGGUGAAUCCGAGUUCAGGAGGCCUUUGGGAAUGAGCUCAGGAGGGUCUCCUCCUAAACCUAACCCUAACCCCCACCACCACCCCCGUCAACCACUACUCAACCCGGGCGCCAUCCUAGCGCCCCUGUGUCAGGAAGGGCCCACAGCUGUCCCGCAUCUGGAUGAAGAAUCCCCUUCACCACAAGACUGGGCCCACCCCGCCAAGGACCGCCCGGCCCGACCCCGGUGCAGCGCCCGGAGGAGGGCGCCCCUUCUGCCGGCCACCUCGGCGCUCGGGCCCCCGGCAAAGGAGAAGAGAGGCUGGACCCUGAACAGCGCCGGCUACCUGCUGGGCCCGCAUGCCAUCGACAACCACAGAUCAUUUAGCGACAAGUAUGGCCUCGCUGGCAAGCGGGAACUCCAGCCGAAUGGCGACCUGCAGACAGGAAGCUUUGACAGGUCAUUGCCUGAGAGCAACAUUGUGCGCACCAUAAUUGAGUUUCUGACUUUCUUACAUCUCAAAGAGGCCAGACUCCUAGGCAGCCUGCCAGGCGUCCCCGCCGCCGGGUCCCCCGAGGAUGUGGAGCAGUCCUGAGCUGACGCUUUUCCCAGUGUGAUCAUCUGUGCUGCGACUUAAAGUCACACUAAGAUGAAGAUAAACUUAUGCCAACUUCUGUGGAGUAAAUCAUUUCUGUUCUCUGCUUUGAUGCUGUGUUGUUACAAUUUGGUUUUUGGCUUUUUUUUUUGGUAAUUAUUUUGAGUGAC
Messenger RNA from Fukomys damarensis (Damara mole-rat), 752 nucleotides. RefSeq names its product galanin and GMAP prepropeptide (gene Gal). Lineage: Eukaryota; Metazoa; Chordata; Mammalia; Rodentia; Bathyergidae. Gene Ontology annotation, cellular component: extracellular region. The coding region runs from base 1 to 582 and encodes 193 amino acids. The transcript has 6 exons. The record is from RefSeq and is a predicted model, not a curated record. Gene Ontology annotation, molecular function: hormone activity.